Molecule: messenger RNA, 4375 nt
Organism: Trichoplusia ni (cabbage looper)
Lineage: Eukaryota; Metazoa; Arthropoda; Insecta; Lepidoptera; Noctuidae
Gene: Ino80
Product: chromatin-remodeling ATPase INO80
Exons: 26
Biological process (GO): DNA repair
Cellular component (GO): Ino80 complex
Molecular function (GO): ATP-dependent chromatin remodeler activity; ATP hydrolysis activity; histone binding
Source: RefSeq, a predicted model, not a curated record
UUCAACAUCAUCAAUUAUGGCGGGUUCGUGUUUUUUCAAGCUCAAAUACGAAAUGAGUAGUUAUUUGCGCCGCUCGGGCGGCGACAUUGACAGCGAUUUGUCGAAUAUUCUCGUGCGCCAUUUUGUGAAUGCUGUGGAAUUUCGUGUUAAGUAAUCAAUGCGAGGAAGUCAAUUAUAGUGUUUCAUUAAAAUGUCCGAGAAGUUGGUGGGAAAGACGGUGCUGAAGAGACAUGAGGUUGCCAGGCCCGUGCACAUACAGAGGCUGGAGGCCUCCCUGGACGUGCGGCCUUUCGUGAGUCAAGUUGAAAGGAUACUGAACUCUGAUGGGGCUUCCGACAGUGAUGAUGACUCAGACGCCAAGUCUAUUGGAAACGAGAUGUCCAAAGGAGACCGGAUGAUCCAUGGAGUAGUUACUACCAAGCAAGAACGCCAAAGUGACCGCCUCAGACUGUACAACUUAAGUUCAGUAGGAGAGGAGAGAGAAUGGCUGCGAGAUGUCCUAUUGUCUUCAGGGUCAGAGACAAGUAGCGAUGAAGAUUCUCCAUCUGCAAAAGAGUCGAGGAUACAGAGAUUGCUGAAGGAGAGGAAACAUCAAAAUAGAUAUGCUAAGAAGUAUUACAAGGACCAAGGGAAUUCCCGCUACAUGUACUAUGGGGCUGGUCUCCUAUCCACCGUUGAUCGAUACCCAGAGCGUCGUAUCAGCAGGCCGGUGCCACCACCACCCUCCACGAGAGGCAGGAGAGGACGGCCUGCGGAGAGAGGGUCGUCUACAAGAGGCUUGCACAAAGCACGGCGAGGGAGGGUGAGAGAUGCAAGAGGCAAUGAGGGUGGUGAUAUGCCUGAUGGUGUUGAUUGGGAAGAACAAUUACGUAAUUUGAAGGAUGAACCUGACAAUGAUGAUUAUAACAUGUCCACGGAGAAGCCUGGUGUAAGAGGACGCAAAAAGCUAUCAACAUUAAAAACCCCCGAAGCGCUGACCGCUCGCAGACGACGUCACUGGUUGCUACUAGUUAAGAAAGAGCUUGGUAAAGUGCAAAGGGCGCGUACUGCCACACAUAGAGAAGUUAUGCUGCAAAGGAAACGAUUAGCAACCUUGUGCUGUAAGCAUUGGAGGCAUAUUGCUAUGCAGAGUCAGAAAAAUAUGAAGGAAACAGUAUGGCGAUGUAAGCGAUUGAGUCGAGAGAUGCAAGCUUAUUGGAGGCGAUACGAUCGAGCCGAGAGGGAGACAAGACGACGUAUGGAAAGGGAGGCUGAGGAACAGAGAAAGAUGGACGUAGAACUCAUGGAAGCGAAACGGCAACGUCGCAAGCUAAACUUCCUGAUAACACAAACCGAGUUGUACGCGCAUUUCAUGCAGAAGAAGAUGAAUGCCGGGGACGACGGCGACAGUGGCGCCGCCAGGAUCCUGCGGCAACUCGACGAGGACCGGGACCCGAGACUCGCAGCUAUUGAUCAUUAUGAUAGCGAGGUGAUGAAGGCCCGCGCGUCCCGCAACGCGCGCGAGGCGUUCCGCGCGGAGCGGGCGCGCACGCAGCUGUUCGACGCGGCCGCCGGCGCCGCCGAGCCCGAGCCCGCGCCCGGCCCCGAGCGCCGCGCGGGCGACCACGACCAGCCCGACAUCUUCAGGGGCACGCUCAAGGGCUACCAGCUCAAAGGGAUGAACUGGCUGGCUAAUCUCUAUGAUCAGGGUAUCAGUGGCAUAUUAGCAGAUGAGAUGGGUCUCGGCAAGACGGUACAAUGCAUAGCGUUCUUAUGUCACGUGGCUGAGAGACUUGGUGUAUGGGGGCCGUUCCUCGUCGUGUCACCCGCUUCGACACUACACAACUGGCAGCAGGAAAUGCAGAGAUUUGUACCAGAUUUCAAAGUGGUACCAUACUGGGGCAGUCCAAGCGAGCGCAAAAUCCUUCGUCAAUUCUGGGAACGUAAAGACUUGCAUACACGACAAGCGGCUUUCCACGUCGUGGUGACGUCAUACCAGAUUGUGGUGUCAGAUCUGAAGUACUUAAACCGUGUGUCGUGGCAGUACAUGAUACUGGAUGAAGCUCAGGCUAUUAAAAGCUCUGCGAGUAUGAGAUGGAAGUUGCUGCUUGGAUUCAGCUGUAGGAAUAGAUUGUUGCUGUCUGGUACUCCUAUCCAGAACAGUAUGGCGGAACUGUGGGCGCUAUUGCAUUUUAUAAUGCCGACGUUAUUCGACUCCCAUGAGGAAUUCAACGAAUGGUUCUCCAAAGAUAUCGAGAGUCACGCCGAGAAUAAGAGUACUAUUGAUGAGAAGCAUUUAUCGCGCCUACACAUGAUUUUGAAGCCAUUCAUGUUGCGGCGAAUCAAAAAGGACGUAGAGAACGAGCUCUCUGAUAAAAUUGAGAUUAUGGUGCAUUGUCCGCUUACUAUUAGGCAGAAAUUAUUGUAUAUAGCUUUAAAGAAGAAAAUAAAAAUAGAAGAAUUACUCCACUACUCUGUGGGCGCCGAGUCUGGUCACAACGUAGAUAAGAACUUCACUUCCAAUCUUAUGAACUUAGUUAUGCAAUUUAGAAAGGUAUGCAAUCACCCCGAAUUAUUCGAGAGACGCGACGUAAGAUCUCCAUUUUCAAUGCAAGUCGACGACUAUCACAUACCAAAGCUGGUAGCAGAAGAAUGCAUUCUCAUCCGUGCCAUACCUUCAAAACGCCAUCUACUAUACAACAAACUGUCCAUAUUAACCCCUGAUAGUGUACAAAGAAGUGUCAAUGGGGAGGAAAUGGAGGUUGAAGGGGGGAAAAAGUUUGUUGAUAACAGUUUCUUUGCCUUCACGAGGUUCAUGGAUCUAUCGCCCAUGGAGCUGUAUAGGGUUAUGCUGUGUGGAUGGCUUUUUGCAAUGCAACACAUUGAGUAUUGCCUAGAAAAAUACGAAAAGCUCCGUCACCGUCACAGCUGGUGGACCUCCUCACAGGUUUGUGACGUCAAACAGGAGGCAGGCGUGACAGAGACAGACUUAUGUCACGACUACUAUGAUAGAGUGACCAGCAAGGACAAGCUGUUGGUGUGUCCCGAUGGAGAUGUGUUUGGAAAGAGAAAGGAUGAUAGCUUGAUGUGGAAGGAGCUGUUGUUUACUGAUCCAUUGUGGAUUCAAGGUGGUCCAUUCUACACACAUACCGAACAUACAAUACAUUACGUUCCUGAAACUAUUGAACACAAAGCUAUGAGAAUAAGGAAUAUGAGGGAAAGAGAUGGACAAACGGAGAUGCUAAGCGAGAUCAAGACAGAGGAGGGCGGUGUGAUAGCCGUGCAGCCCAUGGAGGUCCCGGACGUACCGCAUGUGGAGCGGCCGCCGGUCACCUACCCGGACAUGCCCACACCGCUACCCUCGUUCCUGUAUACUGCUCAGCAAAAGGUGUGCACGUGCACGCGCGCGGCGUGGGCGGUGUCGCGGCGCUUCGCGCACCAGCGGGCGGCGGGCGCGGCGGGCCGGGCCGCGCUCUGGCGCCUGGCCGCCGCCGCGCGCCCGCCGCACGGCUGGGCCGAGCUGCACGUGCCCGAUAAAAAUCAACUUGUUAGCGAUGCUGGUAAACUAACAGCUUUAGACUCUCUGUUAAGAAGACUGAAAGAACGUGGACAUAGAGUGCUAAUCUACAGUCAAAUGACGAAGAUGAUUGAUUUGCUUGAGGAAUACAUGUGGCAUAGAAAACAUAAAUACAUGCGGUUAGACGGCUCCAGUAAAAUUUCCGCUCGACGAGACAUGGUGGCUGAUUUUCAGGCACGCACAGACAUCUUCGUGUUCCUCCUGUCGACUCGCGCCGGCGGUCUGGGCAUCAACCUCACAGCAGCAGACACAGUCAUAUUCUACGACUCCGACUGGAACCCCACCGUGGACCAGCAAGCUAUGGACCGCGCGCACAGGCUGGGCCAGACUAAACAAGUCACGGUGUAUCGUUUGAUAUGCAAGGGGACUAUUGAAGAAAGGAUUAUGCAGAGAGCGAGGGAGAAGAGUGAGAUUCAAAGAAUGGUGAUCAGCGGUGGUAACUUCAAACCGGACACGCUGAAACCCAAGGAAGUGGUGUCUCUGCUUCUCGAUGACGAAGAAAUUGAACUGAAAUAUCGUCAAAAAUCUGAAGAGAAGAAACUGAUGGAAGAAAGGGAACGUAAAAGAAAAAUGGGAAUAUUACCUCCUGUUCAGGCCCCAGCGACUAUCGAAGCGAAACGUCCUCGCGACUCGGCCUCAGAACCGGGCAGUCCACUACAAGUUGACGAUGAUGACAAACUGGUGGUCGAUGUGCCUCCUUCACCGUCACCCUUACCGUCGUACAGCAGCACCCCUGCAGUGGGCAGCAGCAGCGCGGCCGGGCCCUCGGGCAGCGGCCGCGCCGGCGCCUGGGGCGUGGCGCGCGCGGGCCGGGGCGCG